AUGGCUUCAAGCAGUGUUCCCACUAUCUCCAUUCCCAAUAUCUCUCACCUUGUCUCUGUCAAAUUAUCUGAUACCAACUAUCUUGUAUGGGAAAGCCAGGUCCAACCUUUCUUACUCGGCCAGAAUCUUUGGCGCUUUGUUGAUGGCUCUCAUCCUUGCCCCUCCCCUACGCUUCCUCCUUAUGAUAAGUCUGAAUCCUCUACUCCGUCGUUGGCCAAUCCUCUCAAAUUUCGCCUCUUCUCUAUUACCAAAGGUUCCAAAUCCAUCUCUGAAUACCUUGCUCAGGCCAAGAGUUUGGCUGAUGAACUCACUGCAAUCCAGGAACCUGUCUCCAACUCUGACCUGGUUACUUAUGUGCUUCGUGGUUUGGGUAUUGACUACCAAAUGAUUGUGAUGGCAAUUUUGAAUUUCCCACCACUUCCAUCCUUCUCAGACCUCCGAACUCGCCUUCUUGCUUUUGAAGGGCAACAGCCUUAG
Prunus armeniaca (apricot) is the source of this 477-nucleotide messenger RNA. The record is from the annotation of a GenBank genome assembly. Lineage: Eukaryota; Viridiplantae; Streptophyta; Magnoliopsida; Rosales; Rosaceae.